This is a messenger RNA of Homo sapiens (human), 659 nucleotides long. It is a transcript of the gene DPPA5, whose product is annotated as developmental pluripotency associated 5. Gene Ontology annotation, cellular component: cytoplasm. The transcript has 3 exons. The coding region runs from base 52 to 402 and encodes 116 amino acids. The record is from RefSeq and is marked reviewed. Gene Ontology annotation, molecular function: mRNA binding; RNA binding. Lineage: Eukaryota; Metazoa; Chordata; Mammalia; Primates; Hominidae.
GAUUAGGCCUGGUUUGCGCUGGAGAGUGGUCUUGGUUGUGAGGGUCAUAAGAUGGGAACUCUCCCGGCACGUAGACAUAUCCCGCCGUGGGUGAAAGUUCCCGAAGACCUGAAAGAUCCAGAGGUGUUCCAGGUCCAGACGCGGCUGCUGAAAGCCAUUUUCGGCCCGGACGGAUCUCGAAUCCCUUACAUCGAGCAGGUGAGCAAGGCCAUGCUCGAGCUGAAGGCUCUGGAGUCUUCAGACCUCACCGAGGUCGUGGUUUACGGCUCCUAUUUGUACAAGCUCCGGACCAAGUGGAUGCUCCAGUCCAUGGCUGAGUGGCACCGCCAGCGCCAGGAGCGAGGGAUGCUCAAACUUGCCGAAGCCAUGAAUGCCCUCGAACUAGGCCCUUGGAUGAAGUGAACCAGUUUCCAGCCAAUGCAAUGAAGCCGGGUUGCAGAGAUUAGGUUGUGGCCAGAGCUAGAGUGAUUCCUUAAGCUUGUUUUAAAAUCUGCUCCAGCCUAAAGAGUUAAGGGAAAACCAUUUGUUCCCUUAAAGAGUUAAGGGAAAACCCUUGGCUCUGAGUCUUGUUGUGAAUAUUUCUUUGAUGAUUGUUAAUAAAAAGUGUUUUUUCUUUUUUCCCAUUUUUAAAAAUAACAAUAAAGUUUUAAAUAAGUUGA